GGCGAGGGUUGGGGAACGCAGGGACGCCCCGGGGACGCGUGUUCCCCGCUAGCAGCAGGGGGGCGCCCCGAGCGAGUCUGGGCAGCGCACAGCUCCGCGGGUCUCCUAGCGACUCGAGAGGCGGGGGAAACACACCACCGGAGGCCGAGUGGGCAGCGGGGAAGCACGGCUGACCGCAAGCGGUUGUUCGCACCGGCGGCGCGGGCCGGGGUGUCGCUGGGCAUGGACUGCAGGCCCUGGUCCAGAGAAGAUCUGCCGUCCAAGUGCUUCACAAAGGACAGGCGCAGGUCGCCAUGUCCCACGUCACUGAACAGCCGGCAGUGGAGAUUUGUGAGAACGCGACUGGAUGACUUCCGGAAAGGCUGCCCGCCUCGCGGAGGUGGGAUCACUCAGGGCCCUGAGGAGGGCUUUCUCCCCCAGAUUUAUCACAGAGCUCCGCGACCUGCCCCGAAGAGGAGACAGAAGAACAUGCUGCCUAGGGAAGCAGCCCUGUGUUCCACGCUCUCGCCGGCCCGGCAGGCACGGAACGACUUCCGGGCGGACGUUGAGGCCCAUCUGACCCCGCACCCCUCGGCCCUCUACCCGGACCUGGAGGAAGACAUGCCUGCAGAACUCUUAUUAAAGGUGCUGGAAGUGCUGGAUCCUGACAGGAAGCUGGAGGACACAUGGGGUUAUUGUCAGGGCAUCCGGAAAAGAAUGAAGGAACCCACAAAACUUUUAAAAAAAUGUUCUACCCAAGUCUACCUGGGGCAUCCCAAGAAGACUCCUGUGUCACAUCCAGGCCAAUGGCUUUAUGAAGAAAAGAAGCCAAGUGAAACAGAUCUGCUCUGCAAUGAUGGUCCACUUCUUCACGAAAACGGGGGCCUGAACAUUGAUGAGGAGUUCAUCCUGAGACAGUUUAACAUUGACUAUCAGAGCAAACCAAGCUAUAAUGUGCUCCAUACAAUGAGACCCAACCAGGUUCCUCUGGAGCUAAAGAAAAGGAUUGGGCUAAAUCAACUGCAGGAGCCACAGUUUUUCCAGAAACUACACUAUGAGCAGAGACUUCAGAAACCACAGAAUCCUUAUAAACCAAAGUGGGUAAAGAUGAGGUACGGAGCAUGGUAUCUGAACACCAAGUUGUGGAAAAAGCAAAGAGCCGAUGAACCUUUGGUCGACCCCGAGGUCUUACGUAAGGCUCAAGAUGAGAAUAUUAAAAAGGAGCUAUGGGAACAGGAGGAGUUACUCGCAGACCUUCAUGGAACAGUUGCCUUUAAGGAUUUCGUUCUGAGCAGGGGCUGCAGGAUGCCGAGUUUCCUUGCGAAGAUGUAUAUGAGGAAGGAAUGUAAAUGUGAGUGUAACAAGACUUCUGUAAAAUAA
Messenger RNA from Eubalaena glacialis (North Atlantic right whale), 1359 nucleotides. It is a transcript of the gene FAM47E, whose product is annotated as family with sequence similarity 47 member E. The coding region runs from base 223 to 1359 and encodes 378 amino acids. The record is from RefSeq and is a predicted model, not a curated record. Lineage: Eukaryota; Metazoa; Chordata; Mammalia; Artiodactyla; Balaenidae. The transcript is spliced from 8 exons.